Molecule: messenger RNA, 1074 nt
Organism: Schistosoma bovis
Lineage: Eukaryota; Metazoa; Platyhelminthes; Trematoda; Strigeidida; Schistosomatidae
Source: the annotation of a GenBank genome assembly
AUGAGACCUAUGCGUCAUCAUCUAUUUACAGGUGACGACAAAAAUGCUCGGUGCCGAGGUCCUGGGAGUUCUCGGUCAUUUAAAAAACCAGUCCACAACAAACUGGAAAUUCUUUCAAUGUCACAAAUUCCACCAGAAUUUCAUGAAGUUGGAAUUUUAUCAGGUUAUCGCAAGCCGUCCGCGUCACUUUCAUCAGGUGUCUGGUCUGUUUUCCAAAUGCACAACGAAACCUUGAAUAUAUGGACGCAAAUCAUACCAACCAUUUAUUUUGUUGUUGAACUAGUUCUGAAUUUUUUCCACGUUGGCGAGCGUUUUCUUCUUAUAUAUCUAAUUACCGCCGUUACGUUCCUGUUCACAAGUUCUUGCGCUCACACAUUUAGUUGUUUGUCACCUAGAGCUCGACACAUAUGUUUCUUUCUUGACUAUAUUGGGAUAUCACUGUAUUCUUUUGGCUCCACUGUUUGCUACUAUGCGUUUGCCCUGCCAGUCGAGUUUCUGCGUCCUUCACCUUUCUUUAUUCUCAAUCUUAGUGAUAUAUUCUUGUUUAUCUCAGCAUUGUUUUGUAUCUGUGGUACAUACUUAUCAUGUCGGACCAGAUUUUGGAAACCUUCAAUUUACCGUAACAUCAUUAGAAUGGGAGCAUUUGGGAUUAUUUUGUUUUACGUCGGAACUCCGAUUCUGUGGCGUUCAUAUACCUGUAAGUACAUGGCAAGUGAAUAUGAGUCUUCUGAAUGCAGUUCACUUUAUUAUUGGAAUUUGCAUUUCAUGUCAAUGUUUUCUGCAGGAUUUUUGUUUGUGUCACACUUUCCUGAAAGGCUUUUUCCAGGAAGGUUCGAUGUUUUUGGUCAUAGCCAUCAAAUAUUUCACAUAUUAAGUGCCUUCGGUUCUAUUACACAAUAUUAUGCACUUAGGAUUGAUCUCCAGGAGCGUAACGCCAAAUUAAGACAAAUGUCGCAUGCACCUUCAAUUCCCUUGUCUCUGUUUUGCCUCGGUCUGGUCGCAUUUUGUAACUUCAUUAUUUUCCUAAAAUUUUACAAACGUCUUGGUAUCGUCAUAGGAUGUAAAAAGUUGUAA